Messenger RNA from Anoplophora glabripennis (Asian longhorned beetle), 1098 nucleotides. RefSeq lists its product as uncharacterized. The transcript has 5 exons. NCBI's taxonomy places the organism in Eukaryota, Metazoa, Arthropoda, Insecta, Coleoptera, Cerambycidae. The record is from RefSeq and is a predicted model, not a curated record. Gene Ontology annotation, cellular component: extracellular matrix. Bases 26 to 961 code for a protein of 311 amino acids.
CAUAAUUCGCAGUGCACCCGUGAAAAUGAAGGAUCUCCUAAGGUGUUUACCCCUGUUGAUAGUGUCAUGUGCGACGUCGUACCCCAUUUCGCAGCCCGUCUACCCUAACAACCAAUACAUCAGUGCCCAGGCUGUGCCCUCCGUAACUUACAGGCAACCGUCAGCCCCAGGGUACGACCCCCGGGUGCAGUCCCAGUACGCGAGACAACCCGUGGCGACUCAUCCUGUGUACGAGACGAGGCAGAGGGAAGGGUUGCAGAACUAUGCUUCCUACUCGUCGCCGCAGCAACCCAUUCAGCAGGUGCUGUUGACCACCGGCGUGGACAGACAGGUGCAGAAAGCGGCCCAAAUAGGCGGACCCAACUACCUCCAGCAGGUCCAGGCGACCCAGCUGGCUUCUCAGGCCCAAGAGGCCUUCGCCGCGGCCCAGAGAAAAGCCAGCUCGCAGACCUUCAACAACAGACCCAUACAACCCGCUCCUGUAGCGGUGGCGACCCAACAACAGCCCCAACAGUACGUCAGGGAGCAACCCCUUAGGUACAUCUCCAGACCGGUGACGGCGCAGUACAGGGUGCAGCAGCCCCAGCAGGACGCCAGGGAGAAGGAGAACGAGGAAGAUUACGACCCAAAUCCCUCCUACCAGUUUGGAUUUGACGUAAAGGACGAUCUUUACACCAACUACCAGAACAGGAAAGAGCAAAGGGAUGGGAAUAAAAUCACGGGAAGUUACUCGGUUGUGGAUUCGGAUGGGUUUAUUCGUACUGUGCAGUACACCGCCGAUCCAAAAGAAGGAUUUAAAGCUGAGGUGACUCGUCAGCCCACCGACAUCGUGGUUAAAAUCCCAAAGCCGGACCCUCAGUUCCAAAACAUCCAAAGGCCUCAACAACAGCGAUAUGUUCAGGAUGCUCCAAGGGGUCACCAGGACCAAAGACCAUCGAAUGCAAUAUAUCAGUACCAGUAAUAGCUUUAAUAAAUUUUUAUGAUAAAUACCCGAAGUGGUUACUAGGGAAAAAAAUGUCCACAAAUCACUGGAAAAUGUAAAGUUAGGUGUUAUAAUUUGUUGUACAAACUUGUAUAAUUCUGGUUAAGUUGUUGAUU